AUGGGGACGCCGCUGGCGGCUCCCGGCCUCCUGCUCCUCCUGGCCGGCACCGCGGGACUCUGCCGGGCUUUCUUCUCCCUCCCGCUCCGUGUGUCCCACCCGGCCCCCCCCGGCGGGUCGCCGCCCGCCCCGGUGGUGUUGCGGCCGGGGAGCGGCAACCGGCAGCAGGAUCCCCUCGUCGGCGCGGACGGCUUGGCCUUGGCCUCGGAUCCCGGGGGCACCCUCAACUUUUUAGCCAUGGUCGAGAAUCUUCAGGGGGACUCCGGCCGCGGCUACUACCUGGAGAUGCUGAUCGGGACCCCGCCGCAGGCGUUAAAUAUUCUGGUUGACACUGGGAGCAGUAAUUUUGCUGUAGCAGGUGUGCCUGAUCCUGAUGUCACCUCCUACUUCAAUACCAAGCUGUCAAGUACAUACAAAUCUCAAGGGAUUGAUGUCACAGUUAAGUACAGUCAAGGAAGCUGGACUGGAGUGCUCGGUACAGAUGUCGUUACUAUCCCAAAAGGAAUUUAUGGCAGCUACACCAUCAACAUUGCUACCAUUCUUGAAUCAGAGAAUUUCUUCUUACCAAGUGUUAAAUGGCACGGGAUUCUUGGUCUUGCCUACGAUGCCUUAGCCAAGCCUUCAAGUUCUGUGGAGACGUUCUUUGAUUCUCUUGUGAGGCAGGCAAAGAUCCCCAACAUUUUCUCCUUGCAGAUGUGUGGUGCUGGACUGCCUGUUUCUGGAAGUGGUACCAACGGAGGUAGUCUUGUUCUGGGUGGAAUUGAACCAAGUCUGUACAAGGGUGAUAUUUGGUACACACCGAUCAAAGAGGAGUGGUAUUACCAGGUUGAAGUUCUCAAACUGGAGGUCGGAGGACAGAACCUCCAAUUGGACUGCAGAGAGUAUAAUGCUGAUAAAGCAAUAGUAGACAGUGGAACCACGCUCCUCCGUCUGCCCCAGAAAGUCUUCAGUGCUGUUGUGCAAGCAUUAGCUCGCACGUCCCUGAUACAAGAAUUCUCUUCUGGUUUCUGGACUGGUUCACAGCUUGCAUGCUGGGAUAAAACUGAAAGACCCUGGUCCUUAUUUCCCAAACUCUCCAUUUACCUGAGGGAUGAAAACUCCAGUAGGUCGUUUCGGAUCUCUAUCCUACCACAGCUUUAUAUUCAACCCAUUCUUGGAAUAGGAGAGAAUUUACAGUGCUACCGAUUCGGCAUCUCUUCCUCCACAAAUGCUCUAGUUAUUGGUGCUACAGUCAUGGAAGGCUUCUAUGUAAUAUUUGACAGAGCCCAGAGGAGAGUGGGCUUUGCAGUGAGUCCGUGUGCAGAAGUUGAUGGCUCUCCAGUAUCUGAGAUUGAAGGCCCUUUCACAACAGCAGAUGUUGCAAGCAACUGUGUUUCUAGCAUUUCUUUCCAUGAACCAGUGUUGUGGAUUGCCUCCUAUGCUCUCAUGAGCCUGUGUGGAAUUAUCCUCCUUGUACUGAUCAUCCUGCUGCUUAUUCCACCACGGUGUCAGCAUCGCUACACUGACAAUGACGUGGUCAAUGACGAAUCCUCCUUAGUGCGUCAUCGAUGGAAAUGAGAAACUUGAUCGUGAAACCUGGGACUUAAACAAAAUGAAGAACAAAGUACUUUGCCAAGGGGAAGAAGCCAAUGCCUCAGUCCUUUCUACGUUCCUUACAAAUUGCGGUUGAAAUCCCACCAAAUAUCCUGCAUCAUAACUUUUUAAGCUUUAUUUUCUAACACUGAUUCUGAACCAAAGCACUGUUAACCACCUCUUAAGUGCUACGGUACUGGAUUUGCUACUGCAGUACUAUGAGCCUUUAUGCUCUCAACAGUACCUUCUUUUUAAAAAAAAAAAAAGAAAAAAGAAAAAAAAAGAGAAAAAAACACACCAUGAUGUUCUUCCACUGUCUGAACAAAAUUGUCCAUCCAUCUUUCACAAAAAAAGGAGCUGUCAGUAUUUUCUAACUAAUCGAGCCCUGACUGUAGAAAAAGAGAAAAAAACUUAAUAAUCUUUCUUAUUAAUUGCAUUAAAUGAAUACUGCUUUCUGUUUACAUCAAUUCAUUUUGAAACUGUGCUUAUGAUGCGGGGGAGGGAGAAAGGUCAGACUUAAGCAGCAGAGAAAAGCAAGUGAGGUCAAGAAGAAAUGUUGGUUUGUGGGUUUUUUCCCCUCAAGAUGACUGCUGCCACUUAAGAGGGUCGCCCUUCCUGAGUGUCAUUACAAAAUAGUUUGAGGAGGUGAAAACUAGGAAACAAACUUGUUCAGCCUUAGUGUAAAACAAGACUACCUCUCUUAAUUUACAAGGAUGCUACCACUGGUGAGCGUGUGGCUUAGAACUGGUCUUGAAGCACAAGACGCUCCAUACAACCAAAUGCAACUCCCUGGCUUCAAAGUAGUGGAUUUUAUAAAAAUGAAUACUUCAUAACUUUCCACUUUGGUGCACAAAAAAAGCCUCUCAGUUUUCCCCCUUUAUAUGGGGUUCUGUGGGGUGUGUUGGUUUUUUUGAGUUGAGGAUAACUGAUAUUUAGAAAAGGCAGGUCUGCAUAUGUAUGGGCAGAUGAUAAAGCUAAGGUCUGUGUUCUGCCAUGUCUUUUGGUAUUUCUAGUGAGUGUGUAACAAAAAGGAAACAACAAAAUAAGAAAGACAACCCUUUUUUUUUUGGCUGAGCUCAGCAACCUAGAAGUUCAAGGGAAAAGUAUCUGUCUUCGUGGACAGACUGUGAAGUGAAAGUCUUAAUGCUGGCUUGUUUUUCAACUUGAACAGCAGUUGGAGGCAUUUAGUUUAGCUUCACCGGUGUGUCAAUCAAAUGAAAAGUGUGUGUACUGACUGGCUGAAAACAAACCUUGAUAAGACUGAAAACAAUAGUGGGAAGAAUAUAUUCAACCAGACUGCCAUUGUGCAAGCGUAGAUCUUAAUACUGAGGUCAGAACACAGUAUUUUCUUUGCAGAUAGGACAAUUUUUCUUGUAUCUAGUCAGUGAGCGUUGCAGGACCUCCAUCGCUUUUUGCUUUUCUUUAACACUGGUGUAGUGGGUUUGAAAGAUAAACAGUGCAAGGUUGAGGAGUCCAGUGAUAACUAUUAGUUAU
Messenger RNA from Gymnogyps californianus (California condor), 3066 nucleotides. RefSeq names its product beta-secretase 2 (gene BACE2). NCBI's taxonomy places the organism in Eukaryota, Metazoa, Chordata, Aves, Accipitriformes, Cathartidae. Gene Ontology annotation, cellular component: endosome; membrane; trans-Golgi network. The transcript is spliced from 9 exons. The coding region runs from base 1 to 1557 and encodes 518 amino acids. Gene Ontology annotation, biological process: amyloid-beta metabolic process; membrane protein ectodomain proteolysis. Gene Ontology annotation, molecular function: aspartic-type endopeptidase activity. The record is from RefSeq and is a predicted model, not a curated record.